ACUGUGGAUGCAAUUAGAUGGUAUUGGCCUCCGGGAGCUAUCCCAGAGUGCUCCAUUGUGACCGCUCUGGACAGCACUCUCAACUCAGAUGCACUGGCCAGGUAGACAGGAAAAGGCCUGCGAACUUUUGAAUUUCAAUUUCCUGUUUGGCCAGUGUGGCGAGCUGCAGGUGACCAUGCAGAGCUCAUCAGCAGUGGUGACCAUGCAGAGCUCAUCAGCAGCGGUGACCAUGAUGCAGUCCCAGAAUCGCAAAAGAGCUCCAGCAUGGACCGAACGGGAGGUACGGGAUCCGAUUGCUGUAUGGGGAGAGGAAUCCGUGCUAUCAGAACUACGUUCCAGUUUUCGAAAUUCCAAAACAUUUCUCAAAAUCUCCCAGGGCAUGAAGGACAGAGGUCAUAACAGGGACCCGAAGCAGUGCCGCGUGAAACUUAAGGAGCUGAGGCAAGCCUACCAGAAAACCAGAGAGGAGAACGGCCGCUCCGGGUCAGAGCCCCAAACAUGCCGCUUCUAUGAUGAGCUGCAUGCCAUUUUAGGGGGUUCAGCCGCCACUACCCCAGCCGUGUUGUUUGACUCCUUCAAUGGAGAUGGAGGCAACAUGGAAGCAGGUUUUGGGGACAAAGAAGAUGAUGAUGAGGAGGAGGUUGUAGAUAGCUCACAGCAAGCAAGCGGAGAAACCGGUUUUCCCGACAGCCAGGAACUGUUUCUCACCCUGGACCUGGAGCCAGUACCCCCCAAACUCACCCAAGGACCCGCCAGGUGGGGAAGGGACCUCUGCUGCAUGUGCUUCAAGGAUCACAGGAUCUUCUCCUUUCCAGAGGCUAGCGAAGAUUAGAAGGCGAAAAAACCGCACAUGCGAUGAAAUGUUCUCUGAGCUCAUGGUGUCCUCCCACACUGACAGAGCACAGACAAAUGCAUGGAGGCAGACAAUGUCAGAGUGCAGGAAAGCACAAAAUGACUGGGAGGAGAGGUCGCGGACUGAAGAGAGUAAGUAGCAAGCUGAAGAGAGGGCUAAAGCUGAAAGGUGGAGGCAGUGUGAUGAGAGGAGGCAGGAUUCAAUGCUGAGGCUACUGGAGGAUCAAACUAAUAUGCUCCAGCAUAUGGUUGAGCUGCAAGAAAGGCAGGUGGAGCACAGACCGUUGCUACAGCCCCUGUGUAACCAAUGGCCCUCCUCCCCAAGCUCUAUAGCCUCCUCACCCAGAUGCCCAAGAACGCGGUGGGGGGGGGCCUCCGGCCACCCAGCCACUCCACCCCAGAGGAUUGUCCAAGCAACAGAAGGCUGGCAUUCAAUAAGUUUUAAAGUAUUAAACUUUUAAAGUGCUGUGUGGCCUAGUCCUUCCCUCCUCCACCACCCCUCCUGGUGCUUCUCUCCUCCAAGACCCCUCCCGGGCUACCUUGUUAGUUAUCUGCCGAUUUGUGUGAUGAAUGAAUAAAGAAUG
Molecule: messenger RNA, 1436 nt
Organism: Caretta caretta (loggerhead turtle)
Lineage: Eukaryota; Metazoa; Chordata; Testudines; Cheloniidae
Source: RefSeq, a predicted model, not a curated record